AAAUAAAAUAAUAAUAAUAAUAAUAAUAAUAAUAAUAAUAAUAAUAAUAAUAAUAAUGAAAUGAAAUAUAAAUAUAUAUUUCUCAGGCUGCUAUGAGUGAGUCUGGAUCAGAAGUGCCCUUAUUCCUGGGCCAUGCACAGUGCAGACAGGAUUGCUAAACCAGCCAAGGAGAGCUAUCACUGCCCCUUGAUUGUGACUCCAAGAGAAGCCCCUUAACUCUAGAGGGUUAAGACACUGGAGGCUGUCCCCCAUUGGAAGUGGGAGACUGGAAUAGUCUGAAAGAGAAGCAGGGGGACGCAGCUGGUUGCAGGCACCCCAGAACCUCUGAAAAUGGAGGCGCAGGACAUGGCCGGCUCCAAAUUGUGGCAGGGGAUGCAGGGGGAAGGAAAGAGAGCCCCGCAAGUGGUCCAUGUGGGGAGCACCGGGACGUUCCUGAGCAAGGAUCUCCCACCACAGAUUAAGCGGGAGCCAGAGGAGGGGUUGCAGCAGCAGCACUGGGAGACACAGUGGCAGCAGUUCUUGCAGAGCGUGCAGGCCCCAGACUCCAGAUCGCAGCCUCAUCCCGUCUCCGGAGAGGAGGCCAAGGAGAUCCAGGCCUCCUUCCAAGGUGUCGCCAAUGCCGGGCAGUGGCCGAGGGGUGGCUGGGUGACCCAGGCUGUGCCGGGCCUCGGCGGGGAAGCCCAGAAGGUCUACCGAAGCCUGGACUCCUUCAUGAAGAUGAAGGAGGAGGCCACGAGUGAGGGGGCCCUGCGGCCAGAGACACAGCGCCAGCGCUUCCGCCACUUCUGCUACCAGGAGGCCAAAGGGCCCCGCGAUGUUUGCCAAAGGCUCCGGGAGCUGUGCCGCCAGUGGCUGAAGCCGGAGAGGAACACCAAGGAGCAGAUCCUGGAGCUGGUGAUCCUGGAGCAGUUCCUGAUUAUCCUGCCCCUGGAGAUGCAGAGCUGGGUACGCGAGAGCAAGCCAGAGAGCUGUGCCCAGGCGGUGGCCCUGGCAGAAGGCUUCCUGUUGGGGCGGCAAAACGGCAAGAGAUGCGGGCAGCAGCUGCCAGUGCCUUUUGCGGAGGUGGCUGUGAAUUCCUCCAAAGUGGACCAGAUCCUGUCUGACACUUGGAACAAGCAGCUCUGCAGAAUAGCCAAGCAGGAUCAGAGCAAGGAGGAAAACCAACUCAGUAAUGCCGACGAGCAGGUGGGAGAUGACCUUCAUCACCAGGAAGGCUCCGACCAGGUGGAGCCGCACGAUGCGUCCAUGAGAAUCGGCUUGGUCUUCCAGAAUUACGAGGAGGGAACGGUGUUGUUGGGUCAGAAGGCGCUGGCAGGCCAGCAGGACCCCGAAAAUAGAACGGGUGGAGCGGUAGCCUGUUGGGAAGGCGGCUUCCGCAGGAAGGAACCCAAAGCCCAAGAUUGUGUGGAGGCGAAACCACACAGCGACACCAGCGGAAGCUUCUGGCCGAGCCAAGGCAUCCUUAAGCGGGAAGCGGUCGCCGGGGACGAGAAACCGUUCAAGUCCUCGGACUGCAGGGAGGCCUUUCCUCUGAGCCCAGGCCUCCUUGUCCCGCAUGAGAGGAGCCACGUGGGGGACAGGCGAUAUAAAUGCUCCGAGUGCGGGAAGAGUUUCAACCAGAAGCGGUACCUGGCGGGGCACCGGAGGAUCCAUCGAGGGGAGACGCCGUACAAAUGCUCAGACUGCGGGAGGAGCUUCAACCGGAAGUGGAACCUCAUUGCUCACAAGAGGAUCCACUCGGGGGAGAACCCGUACAAGUGCUCGGACUGUGGGAAAACAUUCAGCCAGAAGGGUAACCUUAUGACCCACGUGAGGAUCCACACGGGGGAGAAGCCCUACAAGUGCGCCGAGUGUGGGAAGCGCUUCAGCCAGAGGGCGGGCCUCACCUCACACAGGAAGAGCCACAUAAAAAUCAACAGCGUAGGGAAAGCCGCAUUGGGGUAUCUGAUUUUCCUAAACCUCAGCGAAUCUGGGCAAGAGGGGAGCCCCGUAGAAGCUUAG
Molecule: messenger RNA, 2001 nt
Organism: Zootoca vivipara (common lizard)
Lineage: Eukaryota; Metazoa; Chordata; Lepidosauria; Squamata; Lacertidae
Product: zinc finger protein with KRAB and SCAN domains 5-like
Biological process (GO): regulation of transcription by RNA polymerase II
Molecular function (GO): DNA-binding transcription factor activity, RNA polymerase II-specific; RNA polymerase II cis-regulatory region sequence-specific DNA binding
Source: RefSeq, a predicted model, not a curated record